Messenger RNA from Egretta garzetta (little egret), 444 nucleotides. RefSeq names its product AP-1 complex subunit sigma-2-like. Gene Ontology annotation, biological process: vesicle-mediated transport; intracellular protein transport. The record is from RefSeq and is a predicted model, not a curated record. Gene Ontology annotation, cellular component: membrane coat; intracellular membrane-bounded organelle; AP-1 adaptor complex. Gene Ontology annotation, molecular function: clathrin-cargo adaptor activity. NCBI's taxonomy places the organism in Eukaryota, Metazoa, Chordata, Aves, Pelecaniformes, Ardeidae.
AUGCAGUUUAUGUUGCUCUGUAGUCGCCAGGGGAAAUCGAGACUCCAGAAGUAUUAUGUCCCAUUAUCUGACAAAGAAAUGAAGAAAAUCACAAGGGAACUUGUUCAAACAGUAUUAGCCCGCAAACCGAAAAUGUGCAGCUUUCUGGAAUGGAGAGACCUGAAGAUUGUUUACAAAAGAUAUGCAAGCCUCUAUUUCUGCUGUGCUAUUGAAGAUCAUGACAAUGAACUAAUAAUUCUGGAAAUAAUUCAUCGCUAUGUAGAACUUCUUGAUGAUAUCAUCUACAAUUUUGAAAAAGCAUAUUUCAUUCUGGAUGAGUUUCUUUUAAGAGGGGAAGUUCAGGAGACUUCCAAGAAAAAUGUUCUCAAAGCCAUUGAACAGGCAGAUCUUUUACAGGAGGAAGCAGACCCACAUAGUGUACUUGAAGAAAUUGGAUUGACAUAG